AUGGAUGAGACAGGGAUUGAGCCGGUAGGCAUCUAUAUCCUGUCCGGGAAGGAGGUGAAGAAGAGACUGCGUGGGGAGACAGAGACGGUGGCAAUUUUCGAAAAAGAAGAGGAUAGGGUCAACGCUCUGGCGAAGUGCUCGCUAUUUGUUUCGAUCAUCUGUAUCCAAGGUCUGACAUACACCAUGACGGCAACUGCGCCGCCGGCUGACGAUGAUACCGAAAUGAGACUACCCCCGGAUCUGGUUGACAGCGAUCAGGAUGCGGAGGGAGAGGAGGAGACGGAUUUGUAUCAGAUGGAUCAACAGCUCCAGGAUGCUGUACAUAGGGCAUAUUCGGGAGAGGUUGCAGAAGAAAGCAACAGUGCUAGCCGCGAGGACGAUAGAGAUGCGGAGGGGGAGCCGGAUUCUGAUCUGGACUCUAACGGCGAAAAUGAUGAGACUGAGCCGGUGGGAGCUGUGAAGUUACCGAAGGGGAAAUCUUCCUUGGAUAACGAGGAUGCGGCCGACGCAGAAGGUGACGCAGCUUUCGAGAACCAAAGUGACAGCGACCAGGACGCAUCCGGCUCUAGUUCAAGCAGCCGGGGAUCCGAUGAGGAGGAUGACGAUGAGGAGUGGGAUGGUGAGAGUAAUGACCAUGACGAUGCAGAAGUGGAUAACAACACGGUGCGCGGUAACUGCAUAUUUUGUGGUCAAGAUGAAGAUCACGAUCCGAGUGAGGACUUUGAGGAGUAUCUGACAUGCACAGUUUGUGGCGAUCACUAUGCCAGCACAUGGAGAUGUCCUACAUGCGUUCGGGAAAAACUGGAACCAGACGCUGAGGGCAAUAAUUCGUCCCAUCGAAGGCUCGGCCCGAAGAACAUGCAAAAAGAGCUCUUGCCAGCACACACUGGAGAGGAAGGCUCUGGCUUUCACUCAAUUUUCAAUACAGUGGAUAUUGAUGAUGAUAACUUAUUGAACAGCUCGCGAUCGCUACGAAAAAGGAAAACCUUGUCAGCAGAUGUACAGGAACAUACACCCGUGCUUCGAAAACGGCAGAGACAGACAUCAUUACGGUCCGAGCGGGCUGAGUCGAGAGACCAUUUGGGCGAUGCUUCAGACGCCCUAUCUCCGGUACGGACUCGUUCUCGCCGUGUGCGGGGAGGGGAAAAGGAAAAUUGCCGCGUGGUAUUAAGGCAGUUUGGAAGGCUUAUGUUAGCUUUUCGACUCAACGAGACCAAGCUAUCUAAAAUCCUCGGUUCUCGCAGUCGGUCACAGCACAGAGGUCGAAGAACCCCUAAGCCGCCUCCAGUGGCACAUGAACCUCCAGCACAUUUUGCCCCUAUUGUCCCCGUGUCAUACGUGUCUCCUUUCUAUUCUUUCAACGAUCGCGAGAUGGACGAAUCUAAAUCCAAACCGUACGGUGGCAUUCUGUCAGAAGCAGACGCUGACACCACCAAGACUCUUCCGACACAGCCUGACCGUGAGAGGUUCGAAGUAGCGCGACAAAAGGCUGAAGAAGAGUGGCAAAGACGAGUCAUGGAAGCCGAGAGCGGCGGAGAGCCUGUACAGCAUGCAGCACAGAAGGUCUCGGGUCCACCGUCCAGGAUAAAGUACAUCAACUUUGGUGGCUAUGAGAUUGAGACCUGGUACGCGGCGCCUUAUCCAGAAGAAUACAGCCGUAACCGUGUGCUUUACAUCUGUGAGUUUUGCUUAAAGUACAUGAACUCGGAUUAUGUCGCAUGGCGCCACAAACUCAAGUGCCCGGCAAAGCAUCCUCCUGGAGAUGAAAUCUACCGCGACGGCUCGAUUUCAAUCUUCGAAGUCGACGGAAGAAAGAACCCGGUAUACUGCCAGAAUCUCUGCCUGCUUGCAAAACUGUUUCUCGGUUCAAAGACCCUAUAUUACGACGUCGAGCCGUUUCUUUUCUACAUCAUGACCGAAUUUGACGACUUGGGCUGCCAUUUCGUUGGCUAUUUUAGCAAAGAAAAACGGCCCAGCUCCGCAAAUAACGUUUCCUGUAUCCUUACUCUGCCUAUUCAUCAGCGAAAAGGCUAUGGUAACCUUCUCAUCGACUUCUCAUACCUACUCACGCGCAUCGAAGGGAAAACGGGGUCUCCCGAGAAGCCGCUUUCGGAUAUGGGUUUAGUGUCUUAUCGGAAUUACUGGAGGCUUAUUCUGUCAUACCAACUUCAUAAGCAGAAGACGCCACUUAGCAUCGUGGAGCUUUCGGAGCGGACAGGCAUGACAGCGGACGACAUUGUUUCUGGCCUUGAAGCUUUGCGUGCACUUGUCAGAGAUCCAGUGACGAAGACUUAUGCAUUACGACUUGACUACAAAUACUUCGAAGAAUGCAUACAGAGCUGGGAAAGUAAAGGCUACGUUCAGCUUAAUCCCGAUGCUCUUGUGUGGACGCCCUACAUAAUGGGUCGAAGCAACCAGUCACAGUUCGAUAGGGCUCCGUUACAUGCAGUUGCCCCACGGGAGGGUUUAGAAGACGAGGAGGUCGAGGACGUGAAGGAUUCUGGAAACGAGGAAGAGCAACAACUUUCAGAAAGUCUGGGCAAAGUCAAUGGAGAUGAUAGCCCUCAACCGACCAUUAAUGGUGCUGCGCAAGCUGUGUCCGGGGAACUUUCAGCUGAACCUGCCGGACCUCCUUCGACUGAACUUUUGACUAAUGGUUCUGGCCUUCAUCGCACACAACUAGCUGCAGACUCUAAAUCCACAGAAUCAAACCCAAUCCAAGAUAUACCAGCCUGGCGAUUUGAGGUUUAUCCUCCUGUUCAGGCGCCUGUUGUCAAACGACGCCCAGGUCGUCCCUUUGGCAGCAAGACCACAUACAACAAGGUAGCUGUCACUCCGACAACUGCUCGCACUAGUGGUCGUAACACACCUAGAAGAUCAUCUGCACUAGCCUCUAUGACCCCUACUGCAAAUGCAUCUAGCGUCCGGCGCGGUCGAAGUGCAAAGUUACUAGACUCUCCUGCAGUUGAAUCAACUGGCACUGAGGCCAACGGUGUCGAAAAUGAUGGCCAGCUGCCAGAUCAUGAGGGUGACAAGGGCGGGGAACAAGACCCAGCUCAGCCUGAUGGAUUAUCGGAGACAGAUGUCCAAAAUAACCACACGGGAGAUCAUGACGCGCCGGGUCAACUUAAUGGUAUCAACGGGGUGGAAACCGUGGACACAGAGCUUCAUGUUACAGAACAAGUGACGCCUACCAAAGAAGUAAGUGCUGAGAAUACAGCCAAACUUACUAGAUCCGUGAAUCGAAAGGCGGUGGUAGAAAAGUUCGAAUUCGUUAUUCCGGCAGAAGAUCACGGUACUACGAACCAUAAUGCGGUGGUGGAAGAGCACACAGAUGGGCCUAACGGGGUGGAUAAAGAUGGUGAUGCGAUCAUGGAGACAUGA
This is a messenger RNA of Aspergillus oryzae RIB40, 3384 nucleotides long. Its product is annotated as putative histone acetyltransferase. Gene Ontology annotation, biological process: regulation of DNA-templated transcription. The transcript has 5 exons. The record is from RefSeq and is a predicted model, not a curated record. The coding region runs from base 1 to 3384 and encodes 1127 amino acids. NCBI's taxonomy places the organism in Eukaryota, Fungi, Ascomycota, Eurotiomycetes, Eurotiales, Aspergillaceae. Gene Ontology annotation, molecular function: histone acetyltransferase activity.